GGAGAAGAAAAAGAACAGAAAGGAGAGGAGGAGACCGAAACAGGAAACAGGGGAGUGGGAUCUCUGGAGUCGGGGGGUGAUAUGGUCUUAGACAACGCACAGCUGAGCGUGGACAAUGGCACCAUGACGAAGAGCUUGGUGGAGAUCAAUCCUGAUGCCAACACAGCUGCUCCCCCAACAGAACCGAAGGCCGAGGCACCAGAGCAGCCGGACCCCUCCAAGAUAGAGGUGGUCUCGGUGACAGAGGAAGACCUCCCCACUGUCGAGACCCCCAACACACUAAAUGUCAGCCCCCUGGGCAGCUUCGACGCUGACGCCCAAUCAGAGAACGGACCUGCCAAACCCGAAGAGUCCAAACCUCCAGCUGCACCCAGCCUGAGCAUGCCAAUCACCAAGGUGCAGACCUUUAUGAGCGAGGAUGACUUGAAGAAUAGCUGGAAGAGCAGACUGCUGGCUCAUCGCUUGGAGCUGCUCAUCUUCUCCUGCGCCAUUGUGGCCGUCAUUCUCGUUCUGGGCAUCGGCCUCGGAGUGGGUCUGAGCUGCGUGGGGAAGUUUCGCUGCGGCUCUUCGUCUCAGUGUGUCAGCGCCUCGGCUCAGUGUGACGGAGAAGUUCAAUGUGACAACGGAGACGACGAGCUCGGCUGUGUGCGUCUGAGUGGGGGGAGCUCGGUCUUGCAGGUUCAGAAAGGGGGGGUCUGGAGGACGGUCUGCUCAGAGGGCUGGAACAACCUGCUGGGGCUCUCUGCCUGCAGACAGCUCGGAUACUCCAGGUACGUGGAGUCAUUCUACGUCUCUCUGACCUCCAUCGAGCAUGACCUUCAGCUAUACCUGGUGUCCAUCAACCUGAGCCAAUCAGAGCUCAUUAAGCUGCAGAACGCCACAGCCUUCAGUAAGACUCAGUGCAGCUCAGGGAAAGUGACCACUCUGAAAUGUCUGGAGUGUGGCUCCAGGCCUCGCUACAACACUCGUAUCGUGGGGGGAAACAUCUCCCGGCUGGGUCAGUUCCCGUGGCAGGUGAGCCUCCACUUCAGCAGUGAACACCUGUGUGGAGGCUCCAUCAUCACGUCACGCUGGAUCCUCACUGCAGCUCACUGUGUGUACGGGUUUGCAGACCCCUCCAUGUGGGUGGUGCACGUUGGUCUGACGGAGCAGCCAGUGCACGGAGCUCAGUCUCUGUCUGUGGAGCAGAUCAUCUACCACGCUCGCUACAGACCCAAAGGACUCGACUACGACAUCGCACUCAUGAAACUGUCCUCUCCUCUGGUUUUUAACGGCCUCGUGGAGCCUAUCUGUCUGCCCAACCACGGGGAGGAGUUCCAGACGGGCACCAUGUGCUGGAUCUCUGGUUGGGGGUCGACAGAGGAAGAAGGAGAGACGAGUGUUGUUCUGCGCUCAGCCACGGUGCCGCUCCUCUCCACUAAAACCUGCAACCACCCGGAGGUGUACCAGGGCCUCAUCUCCUCCUGGAUGAUCUGUGCAGGAUACCUGGAGGGAGGGACCGACUCCUGUCAGGGGGACAGCGGGGGUCCUCUGGCCUGUGAGCACUCGUCUGUUUGGAAGCUGGUUGGAGCCACCAGUUGGGGAAUCGGCUGUGCAAUGAGGAACAAACCAGGAGUUUACACUCGUAUUACACGCUCACUCGGCUGGAUCAGACAGCAGAUGGAGAGAGGAGAAUCUCACAGCCCUGCGACUCUGCGCAAAGACGACUGAACCAGCUCUCUACCUCUCUCUGAACACUGUGGGACUUUUUUCCUUUUAAAUCAAACUCCACAACCAGAACUGUAAGCACUGCAGAGACAAGAGACGGAGUCCGGCAGAGAGUUAGGCAUCGUUUAUUCCAAAAUAGAAAGCUCUAAGGCAA
Messenger RNA from Labrus mixtus (cuckoo wrasse), 1861 nucleotides. It is a transcript of the gene tmprss3a, whose product is annotated as transmembrane serine protease 3a. Gene Ontology annotation, molecular function: serine-type endopeptidase activity; protein binding. Gene Ontology annotation, cellular component: membrane. Gene Ontology annotation, biological process: proteolysis. The record is from RefSeq and is a predicted model, not a curated record. The transcript has 14 exons. The coding region runs from base 82 to 1710 and encodes 542 amino acids. Lineage: Eukaryota; Metazoa; Chordata; Actinopteri; Labriformes; Labridae.